UAGGUGGACCAGAAAAGGACUCAAAGGGCCCUGGGCACUCUCCCACCCCAGGGCUCCUAAUUUGCUCCUCCCUUGUCGCUUCUACUCCGCCCCUUAAUGGCCCUAAACUUCCUGGGCGGGAAUUGUUUGGCUUUUUCCUGCCCCAGUUUAGGUGGGGGUGGCUUUUGGCCUGAAGAGCAAAAAUGGAGCCCAGGAGGGUAGCGCCCGGACCACCCAGCCAGGGCUCUGCAGUGGGCGCGGGGUCAGCCGCGGAGCUCGUGUACCAUCUAGCAGGGGCUCUGGGCACUGAGCUACAGGAGCUGGCACGCCGUUUCGGACCCGACGCGGCGGCUGGGCUGGUGCCACUAGUGGUGCGGGCCCUAGAGCUCUUGGAAAAGGCCGCCGUGGGGCCGGCUCCGGACUCGCUGCAGGUGUCCGCACAGCAGGCCGAACUGGAGCUGCGGUGGCUGCGCGAGGAGAACCAGCGCCUCCGCCGGGAACUAGGCUCGGGGCCGCAGGAAGAGCGAGCGCUGCUGCGACAGCUCAAGGAGGUGACAGACCGACAGCGGGACGAGCUUCGGGCACACAGCCGAGAUCUGCUGCGCCGGAGCCAGGAGACCGAGGCGCUUCAGGAGCAGCUGCAGCGUCUCCUGCUGGUCAAUUCUGACCUGCGGCACAAGCUGGCCGCGGUGCAGACCCAAUUGAGGGCGGCGCAGGACCGGGAGAGGGAGAGCCAACUAAUUCGGAAUGGCUCCCGCCAGCUGACUGAAGAACAGAGGCUGGAGCCCGAAGCGGCAACCCCGGAUGACCCGGUGGAUGCUCAGAAGCAGCCAGAGCACACUCCAGAGGCCGUUCAGUGUGGCUUCAGCCGGGAGGAGCUUGAGCAGAUCCUCCAGGAGCGGAAUGAGCUCAAAGCCAACGUAUUCUUGCUCAAGGAGGAAUUGGCCUACUUCCAGCGAGAGCUGCUCACAGAUCACCGGGUCCCUGGGCUUCUGCUUGAGGCCAUGAAGGUGGCAGUCAAAAAACAGCGGAGGAAGAUCAAGGCCAAGAUGUUAGGGACACCAGAGGAAGCGGAGAGCAGUGAUGAUGAGGAUGGCUCCUGGCUCCUGCUCUCCAAUGACAAGGAAGAUGUUCCCCUAAAUCCUGAGUCCAGAAUCCAGAAUUUCUUUGGCUUAUGGUAUCGGGGUGAAACUGGGGGCCCUGAAGCUGAGACCAGCAACACAGCUCCCAGCAGGCUACAGGAAGGAGAAGAGGUCACACAGCAACCCCACCUAGAACCUUCAGGCAGCCUUCCUGCCCCCAGCUCCUGACUAGGCCUUCUCAGCUUUCAAUGGAUGUCUUGAUUGGAGGGCUUCAGCUAUAUGAGAGGCCUAACUUUGGGUUCUGGCUGUGUAUGGAUGUGUGACUUCAAACAAAGAUGAAGCUCUUCUCUAGACCUUGCCUGCACUGGGCAUGAUGGGAUUUCAGCCUGGCUCCCUUUCUUGACAUCUCUGUACCACACUGCAGAGCCAGAGGUAAAGGUAUCUCUGAGCUCUGCUUUCCCCAUUGUGAGACAGAGGGUUGCUUGCCUGUUUGUGCAGGUGACCAGUACAAUAAAUAUCCAUAGUACCCCUAAAAA
Messenger RNA from Meriones unguiculatus (Mongolian gerbil), 1597 nucleotides. RefSeq names its product Rab interacting lysosomal protein (gene Rilp). Lineage: Eukaryota; Metazoa; Chordata; Mammalia; Rodentia; Muridae. The coding region runs from base 183 to 1289 and encodes 368 amino acids. Gene Ontology annotation, cellular component: ciliary basal body; cytoplasm. The record is from RefSeq and is a predicted model, not a curated record. The transcript is spliced from 8 exons. Gene Ontology annotation, molecular function: protein dimerization activity. Gene Ontology annotation, biological process: cilium assembly.